AUGCUGGGAGACGAUCUGCAUUUAAAGAGGGUGAGAAGAUCUCAAUUCUCAGACAUAAUACCACACCAAGGUUGCGAUCCUACGAUCCUACGAUCCCUACCAACUUGGUUGUUGGUCGCACAAACAAGGUUCAGAGCCUGCUUCCAUCCUCGGCGUAGAAGCUCACUACUGAACCAGAUAUGGGGUCUUUUAGUCGUCAGUCUCUUCAUCGAGCCCCUCGGACGUCGCCCAUAUCGAUCCUCUUUGGCCCUCUCAUCUAUCAAAGCUCACGCUAGGAUAGCAAUUGAGGACAAACUGCAACACAACACACCACUCACGAUGGAUCAGAUGUUCCACACACCGGAGUGUCGCCAAAUGCCUACAACCAACGUUAGAUAUGAACAGACAAAUGAAGCGAAGCCAUAG
Molecule: messenger RNA, 405 nt
Organism: Fusarium verticillioides 7600
Lineage: Eukaryota; Fungi; Ascomycota; Sordariomycetes; Hypocreales; Nectriaceae
Exons: 1
Coding region: 1-405 (134 amino acids)
Source: RefSeq, a predicted model, not a curated record